Molecule: messenger RNA, 4210 nt
Organism: Dimorphilus gyrociliatus
Lineage: Eukaryota; Metazoa; Annelida; Polychaeta; Dinophilidae
Source: the annotation of a GenBank genome assembly
CAUUUUCUUGCGUAGGUUUUAAGAGGUACAUGUAUAAGUUGCAUCAAGUAAUAUAGUUAUAUAGGCCAUUUUCAGCAUAUGUGUAUUGACUUUCUCUAUUUCCUGGCUUGGUUCAACUUCAGAGCUGCUUAGCCAAGUCUGAACUAUACAACAAUUAAAUCAAGUGACAACAAGUAAGACAUUUUGAUGAAGAGCUUUUCAUAGCUAACUACCAACCUCUAGGAAGCAUACUAUAUCUAAAUUUUUGUGUUUGUAUUAAAAAUGUAGAAGGCCUAGGCAAAAAAAUAUGUCUCCACUCAGAACACUGUUCUAUCAAAAUAUUCCCACGCUUUUAUGAAAAAAAUUAACAAAAACACUCUUAAAAUAUAAACUAUUUUAUAAAUGGCGAAAUCUGUUGGUGUUUGAAAAGUUUUAAAUUUCUAUUUGGAAUUUUUGAAAAGCUUGCCUUUCAUAAGAAAGUCUUUUAUUUGAAAAUUUAUGCUGUAGCACAAUUUUAAGACCAGAAUUUAGUUACAUUAAAUAAUGCAAAAGUAGUUAUAGAAAAUUGUACCACAUCAUAUAAUUCAUCAUGAAUAGUGAUACCACAAUGGGCAGUUUGAUUUUUGGUAUUUUUCCAUUCAAUAAAUACAUCAGGUGAAUUUUAUCUGAACAGACAAGAUUAGAAUUAAUUUCAUAAUUAAACGCUUCAACUUUCACAGUGCAAUUUUCUUCUUGGCAUAUAUAGCUUUGUGUGUUGGUCUAAAUAGAACUGAAUUAUGUCUAAACCAAAUAAAGGGGGUAUAGAAUUGAAGACAGUUGAAUAUACAGUAGUACCACAUUUAUAAGAGUAAUAAAGCUGUAUUUCAAGCAACAGUAGGCUUUAGAGGAUUGACUCAAUCCUGAAUAUAUACAAUUCUUUAUCAGUUAGUUGUGUUAACAACAAGCAUCCAGUCCCCAGUUAAGGAUUAUUGUCACAACAAACAGGGUCAAAAAUUAUUGUGUUAUGUAAUAGUGAUGUAAACAACAACAGAUUUGUGUAAGUAAACACUUAAGGGUUAAUUUUUAUUAUUGUAUUUAUAUAAAUAACACUUGCUUUGUGGUGCAUUUGCUUUUAGUUCAAUGUAUUUACUACCUCCACCUUCUUUAAGAUACAAUGGACCAUCAGUAAUAAUCUAUAAGGAAAAACUGCAGAAACUAAAAUUUUUAUAAAUUUUAUGCCUUUUACGUCAAUGCCUGGUUUGAAUGGGUCAGAUUUGAUUGUUGAAUAAGAAGAAUUAGGUGAAGUUUGCACAUAUAGAGAGUAGGUUGUCUAGGGAGAAUUGGUUUCUCUCAUUCUAAAACAUUUCAGAGCCUCAUAUUCCCAUUAAAUGUAUCGGUAUUUUGUUGGAAAAGUAAAACAUGACCAGCCGGAGGCCUAUUAAAUAGAAUUCUAGGAAAAAUAGAAUGUAGUAGUAUGUUAUAACCAAUCAAUAUUUAUCGAUUUCUAUCAAUUGGUUACAGUAAACAAAAGUCUAAUGAACAAUCUUAAUACUAAAAUUCAAUAAGCAAAUCCAAGUUCACAAAGCCAAAUCAAAAAUGCAUUUUCUACUUACAGAAUGCAUAAGGUAUAUUGAUUAUAAUGACAAUGUCUAUAUGACACUCUUACUAUCAUAUUGUUGAAUUUUGGAUAGUCAAUUCAAAAAACAUGAAAAAAAUGAAUAAAACAUUUUUUGUGAAAUUUUCAAUAUUCUAAAACAAAUGUUUAUGAUAAAAAACAGAGAGUUGAAAGAUAUAGGAGGUAAUGCUUUACUAUAAAUUUUCAACUUUUGUUCUUAUCCUACUACAAACUGCAGAUUAUGGACAAACAUCUGCAGUAGAAACUAGUUAGUAUCAUUCUCUCUCUUUCUCUCUCCCUCCUUCUCUCAUAAUAUAUCUGUACAGUGCUGAAAGAAAUUCUUCAUAUUAUAUUUACCCUUCAACCAUCCUUGAGAGUCAGUGGUGUGAAACAUUUCUUUCGGUACUGUUUUUCAAGAUAUAAGCCUUUAAAAGAAUACAUUGUACUUAGGCACAAGGUUGAAAAAUGUAGCUUCAACAGUGAAUGGGGCAACUUGUGAAGUGAGUAGUACAUUUCCAAAUGGAGCAUUUACAUAUAACUGCGAAAAUGCUUUACAACCAAAGUCAGUUAAUAUAUUAGACUGGUCCCCUCGAUGUAUUGGCAAUAGAUGUUAUGAUAGUUGGUUUCUUGUUAAAUUUUCCAAAGAAUACAAUAUUAUUGAAAUUGGUAUUGCUCAGAGGAAUUUACCUGAUUUAUAUUACAUUUCAUCUGUUGAAAUUACAAUUGGUCAAAAAACACCAAUUUAUAAAUUAAACAAUCCUGAAAAUUAUCUUCUGCUUGAAGAAGGGAAUGGAAUUAAUUGUACCAGUUUAAAAUUUAAACCUAAAACCUUUUUUUCAAAAAAGGAAAAUUCUGGUUACAAUUCUAUUAUUGCCUAUACAUUUGACAAAGAAUCGACUGAUGAUGAGGAGGAUGAAAAAUUAGUAAAUAUAGCUGCAUUUGAAAUGGGAGCAACUUGUCAAGAGUCAAGUAGUCAUACGACUCAUAAAUGUAGUAUGGCACUUCAAAGAAAUCAGCAUGUUGGUUGGACUGCAAAUUGUGGUGGUCAGACGAAUUGUUUGAAUGAAUAUAUUAUCAUUACUUUUUCAAAACCUGCCCAACCUUUGCAUUAUUGCUACAUUAACAGGUUUUCAAAAAAACAAGAUGUGAUCUAAUGCCUUCUACUGUACUUUAUAUUUUUAUUUUAUAUACUAGACUAGACACUUACAAUUAUGUUAAGAAAUUAAGAAUUGAAUGGACAACUUCCGGUUUUGUUGAUACCCUUGAAAAUCUACCAGCUGGAUACCGCAGUAACUGCUUCAAUUAUGAACAUGAACCAACAAUUGAAUAUUCAGUUAAAGUGAUUUUUAAAGAAUUUCAUGCAGCUAAUAGUAUUGGAUUUACAUCUUUUAAAGUUUUUGCAAAACAGAUUUAUAAUAUUUAUGAUAUUCAAUUCGUGAAUGAUGUUGUCUAUCAUCUGCCUAUACAUUCUCAACCAGAGUUUAAUAUAUUCAAGUUCAGAGUUCAAGGUCGAAAUACUGGACAAUCUUCAGACUGUUCAUCAUUAAUUAUAAGUAUGAAAAAUGAAAAAACAAAACAACUUUCAAUAAAAUUGGAUACAAUUUCAAAUAACGUGGAAAAAUCUUCUAUUGAAAUUUUUGAACCAGAAUUCAAAAUGGCCGAAUUUAGUCAUUCAAACUCGUUGAUAAGUUGUCAGGUGUGGACUGAUUUUUGGUUGAAAAUAGCACCAUGUGACAUAACAUUUGGUUUAGGGAAAACGUAUGAUUUGAAUAAACUGGUUAGAAUGGAGGGAAAAGUAUCAAUGAAUAUUCAUGAGAUCUUAUUCAAAAAUGGUGUUACUGAUAUAAUUAAUCAAGUGCAAAUGACUGAUAUAGGCCAAAAUAUUAAUUUUCAAAAUGAUGAUUACAAUGAAAAUCCUGAGAAUAUGGUGGAUAACUGCAAAAGAAUAAAUUAUCCAGCAGCAUCAUUCGACUAUAAAAUAUUCAAUGGAACGGAAGGCUUCAAAAAUGAUUCAAAACUGGUACUAAGUUUUAAGAAAGAUGGAGAAUUUAAUGAUAAAAAUGCCAAUAUUUUUAUCAGCUAUAGAAUAAAAGAAAAUGGAGAGGAAGUGAUAAAUUUAUGUAACCUUGAGAAUUUUAAUCAAAACAAUUCAUAUCUGUAUUUCUAUUUCCAGUGUAAAAAUCUAAAUAACAGUUUAACUGAUGUUGUUAAAAUUCAUAUACUUUUAGAUAUUUAUCUGGAAAGCAAAGAUUUCUACUUUUGCAAAUUGUCUUUUAUUUGAGUUGUGUGAGGAGAAAAUAUUGAAAAGGUCAUUUUCAAAGUAUUAUGGGCAUCCUAAAAGUUUCAGAUGUUUCUAUCUCUUUCCUAAAUAUUUAUUAAUGUUUAUUAUUAGUCAUGGAUUCUGUGUACUUUGUUGUAUUGCAAUUGUAGGAAUUUCUGCUUUAAUUCUUUAAUUCCUGUGAAAUAAGCCUUUCUAAAGUUCUAUUGUAUCUAGAGUCUAAAUAUCAGUACAUUAUUAUUUCUAAGUGCACAUUUUGUGAAUUUAAGAUAUAAUAUCCUAAAAAAGAUUACUUGUAGAUAAUUUGUAAGAUAAGAAAGAAGUGAAAAUGAGUUGUAACUCUAUUGGUUGUGCUGUCU